Molecule: messenger RNA, 4176 nt
Organism: Spirodela intermedia
Lineage: Eukaryota; Viridiplantae; Streptophyta; Magnoliopsida; Alismatales; Araceae
Source: the annotation of a GenBank genome assembly
AUGGGGAGCAGCGGGACUGCAAUUAGGUUUUCGUCUCUCGUCGUCGUCUUCUCUCUCGUCGUCGUCUUCUUCCUGGGGAGCGCGGAGGCGCAGGCGUCCCCCGGGGACGCCGCAGCAAUGCAGGCCGUGUCGAGGGGGCUCGGGGCAGCGCAGGCCCUCGGCUGGUCGGAGACCACCGAUCCUUGCACCUGGCGGCUGGUUUCCUGCUCCGGCGACCGGAUCACCGCCAUCCAGAUCGGGAACCGGAGCCUUUCCGGCGAGCUGGUGGCGGAGGUGCGGAAUCUAACCGGCUUGGUGAGGCUGGAGCUCCAGGAGAACCAGAUCGGAGGGCCUCUCCCCUCCCUCGCCGGCCUCAGCACGCUCCAGAUACUCCUCCUCCACAAUAAUCGCUUCUCCUCCAUCCCCUCCGACUUCUUCUCUGAGCUCUCCGGCCUGCAGGCGGUGUCCCUGGACAACAACCCCUUCGAGCCCUGGGAUGUCCCCCCCAGCUUGAAGGACGCCUCUACGCUGGUGAACUUCUCCGCCAGCUCCGCCAAUGUCACAGGCAGAAUCCCAGACUUCUUCGGUAGCGCCUUCCCCAGCCUCUCCCAUCUUGCCCUAGCUUUCAACCUCCUCCAGGGUGGGAUCCCGGCAAGCCUUGGAUCCUCUUCUCUCCAGUCCCUGUGGCUCAAUAACCAGAGGGGAAGCACUCGUCUCACCGGCCCCAUUGAUGUCGUCCAGAAUAUGACCUCCCUCACCCAGCUCUGGCUCCAUUCCAACAGCUUCUCGGGGCCGCUCCCGGACUUCUCUGGCCUUAUCACCCUCAGCGACCUGCAACUCCGGGAUAAUUUGUUCACUGGCCCCGUCCCACACUCGCUCACAUCUCUCCCAUCUCUGCAGACAGUGACAUUGACGAACAAUCUGCUCCAGGGGCCCGUCCCCGUCUUCCCCAAGACCGUCACCGAGGUGGACGUGGAUCCAAAGAGCGAGAGGUUCUGCUUAACGACCAUGGGAGAGUGCGACCCCCGAGUGAGCGCUCUGAUCUCCAUCGCCAAGUCCUUUGGGUACCCGACGAGAUUUGCAGAGGACUGGGAGGGGAACGACCCCUGCGCAGGGUGGCUGGGCGUCACCUGCGACCGCAGUGGGAACAUCACCGUUAUCAACUUCCAGAAGAUGGGGCUCGCCGGCACAAUCUCCCCCGACUUCGCCUCCAUCAAGUCUCUCCAGAGGCUCCUGCUUUCCAACAACAAUCUCACUGGAACGAUCCCGCUGUCGCUGACCAGCAUGCCGAACCUCAGGGAGUUGGAUGUGUCAAGUAACUUGAUUUAUGGGCAGGUUCCUCCAUUUUCAAGCAAUGUCUUGGUACGCACAGCUGGAAACCCGAGUAUUGGGAAGAACAACAGCAGUUCCUCAAACUCCACCUCGAACUCUUCUUCAGGAGGAGGUGCUGACAGCCAGGAUGGCUCAGGCACCAGCCCAGCAACCAAGACACCAGCUACUUCGGGAAAUGUUGGAGUUAUAGUGGGUUCAGUCAUUGGCAGUGUCUUCGGCUUGGCUGUGGUUGGACUGCUGGGUUUAUGUUUAUAUAACAGGAGGCAGCAUCACCUCGGAAGGGUUCAGAGUCCAAACACUAUAGUGAUCCAUCCCCGCCACUCUGGUUCUGACCAAGAUGUGGUUAAGAUCACAGUUGCCGGAUCCAGUGUUAACGGUGGAACGGGGGCAGUGAGGGAGGCAUUCAUCCCAUCAACCAGCUCCCCCGGUGAUGUCCACAUGGUGGAGUCAGGGAACAUGCUGAUCUCGAUCCAGGUUCUUCGGAACGUGACGAACAAUUUCAGCGAGGAGAACAUCUUGGGGCAGGGAGGAUUUGGGACAGUCUACAAGGGGGAGCUCCACGACGGGACCAAGAUUGCAGUGAAGAGGAUGGAAUCUGGUGUCAUGGGAACGAAGGGCCUCACUGAGUUCAAGUCAGAGAUUGCAGUCCUCACCAAAGUUCGCCACCGGAAUCUUGUCUCCCUCCUCGGGUACUGCUUGGAUGGGAAUGAGAGGCUCUUGGUGUAUGAGUACAUGCCCCAGGGAACACUAAGUCGCCAUUUGUUCAAUUGGAAGGAAGAGGGUUUGAAGCCAUUGGAGUGGAAGAAGAGGCUCGGGAUUGCCCUGGAUGUGGCGAGGGGAGUGGAGUACCUGCACAAUUUGGCUCGCCAGAGCUUCAUUCACAGGGACCUCAAACCUUCUAAUAUCCUUCUCGGAGAUGAUAUGAAGGCCAAGGUCUCAGAUUUUGGGCUUGUUCGGCUCGCACCCGAUGGUAAAUGUUCGAUUGAGACAAGACUUGCGGGAACUUUUGGGUAUCUCGCCCCAGAGUAUGCAGGUAAUGAAUGCCCUUGUACACCGAAGAAGACAUGUUCUUUGAUUUCUAUUGUGGAUCUGAUGCAUUGUUUGUUGUUCCUAUUGCUUGGUCUUGCUUGCGAAUCCUUGCAAAAAUGAAUGAUUCAUGAAGUAGAUCUGAUCUGAUGGAUGAGCCUAGAACCGGUGAGGGCUUGGCCCAUCCAACUGUGGCUCGAUUCACCAUGCAUUGGUCAAAGUCUGGAUGCUUUCUGGUUGGUUCUCGUCCAUAAUGUCCUGACCCCUAGCCGACACUGGGAUCUUAACAAACAUAUUUACAAGAGCAUUUGAAUUAGCCCCGGAAUUGGAUUGGCUUUGCCGGAUUCUGGAAUGGUUCAUCUAAUGUUUGCAGAGAGUUUUCAUUUUUUUCUCUGAGAUUGCUUGUUCAUCCAUGUUCCUUUCAUGGCGAAGAAACAUGUCAGACCAUCUUAUUUGACUUAUAAUUAUGAGAACCAAAGAUGGGGAAAACAUGCGGACAACUUUCGAACAUAUCAUGAAAACAAGGUUCUGAAAUCGUGACGUGUGAAAAGAUAUUCCCUGAGUUGGCUCAAAAUGAACCAAGGAAGGGGGGAGGGGGGAUCUUCAUUAAUAUCGUAUUUGUUUCUUUAUUCUGUUACACUUUUCAAUCAGAAAGUAUGCCGAAUCCUGGUCAAACAGAAUGCUUCAUGGCAUUGCUCAUUUGGGCUUCCUUGUAGGAAUCUACAUUGGUAAGCUCAUUGACCAGGGUGACCUAGUCAACGAGUUUGCCAUCCACAAGCAUGACCUGGGCCCCACACCACAAAAAAUUAAUUAUUUUGGGCUUAUUUUAUGGACAUUAUAUUGGUAAACGUCUUCUUAGGCGCACAUAUACGCAUGCAUAUAGACAGGUACCACUGCUUCCAGGUGGGCAUCUUACAUAGGCAUGCAAAACCUGAUAAAAUGGUGUUUUUCAGGGUCAAUCAUCCAAACAGAUUCUUUGAUCUGAAAUCCGAGCCUAGGGCUAGCCUUAUCAUUUUGAUCUGUUCAUAAAAUGAAUAUUAGGAUGAUUACACGAAAUAGAUGCCCCUAUUUUUGGAUGAUUUUCUGAUCUGGGUGGAUGUUUCUCAUAAAAUUUCCUGAAAUCCACAGAAGAAAAUCUGACAUAUAUAUCCAUGUAGGCAUAAAUUUUUGCUCCAAAAUCUGAAAUCCAAGCCCAGGGCCAGCCCGUGAUAUGAAUAUAUAUAUUUGAAAAAUCUGAAAAUUUUGAUAUAUAUAUAUAUAUAGAUGUAUGUAUGUAUGUAUGUGUGUAUGAAUUUUUGGACUGAAAUUGCAGUGAUGGGGCGGGUGACCACAAAAGCCGACGUGUUCAGCUUCGGGGUGGUGGUGAUGGAGCUGAUAACGGGGAGGAAGGCCCUGGACGAGAGCCAGCCGGAGGAGAGCGUGCACCUGGUGACCUGGUUCAGGCGGAUGCAGCUGAACAAGGAGACCUUCAGGAAGGCGAUCGACCCCACCAUCGACCUCGACGAGGAGACCAUGACGAGCGUCGCCAUCAUCGGCGAGCUCGCGGGGCACUGCUGCGCGAGGGAGCCCCACCAGCGACCGGACAUGGGGCACGCGGUGAACGUGCUCUCGUCGCUGGCGGAACUGUGGAAGCCGGCGGACGCGGAGGAGGAGGAGAGCUACGGGAUAGAUCUCGAUAUGACGCUGCCGCAGGCACUGAAGAAGUGGCAGGCCUGCGAGGAGGGCGACGGCGGCGGCGCCACCGCGUCGUUCAUUGGAAGCAUGGAUAAUACACAGACGAGCAUCCCCACCAGGCCCGCCGGAUUUGCAGACUCCUUCACCUCUGCCGACGGGAGAUGA